GGCUGCGCGCACGGCGCCGCUCCACCAACCCGCGCCCCUGCGAGUCCCCGGCUCCAUCCCUCGCGGGCGCCCGCUCCCCCCACCCCGCCUGUGAUUGACAGGCAAGAUGUCGGUGUGGAGCGAGGCAGGAGCGUCUGCAGCAGCCGUCACCCCCGGAGCCCAGCGGCAGCACCAGCGGCAGCGGCGGCAGCAGCAGAGCGGGGAGGAGACGGCAGCCAGCCGCAGUGGCCGCCGCAGCCGCGCGAGCUCUGCAGACGGCAUCUCGAGAACGCGCUAAAGCGCCCCGCCGCGGACCAUGCCGUGUCACUACCACGGGGAGGGGGGCAAACUCGCGCUUUUUUGACAUAAAAGCAAGCCAGCCAAAAAUACAUAAUUUUGUCCUUCACGGAGCCGGUGUUUAAAGAGCACCAGAGAGGGAGAGAGAGGAGAGAGAGAAGAGACAUUCUAAUGGAGACUGCCUGAUACCCCAAAAUAAAAUAAUAAAUUUUGGCUCUUGUCUCCUCCUCCACUCCCCACCCCCUCAACCCCGUGUGAGAUGUUGGGUUUCUUCUUCAUGAGACAUUGUUGAGAAGUCGCAGUGGUUGGAGAGGCGUAGGGGGGUAGUCUCCCUCUACCUCUACUCCCUCCCCCCUUUUUUCUCUCUGGGAGGAGGAGGAGGAGGGGAAGGGGGGUUGCAGAACAAGCGAUGGAUGAGGAAAACAUGACGAAAACCGAGGAGCAGCAACCUCUGAGUUUGCAAAAAGCCUUACAGCAGUGCGAGUUGGUCCAAAACAUGAUAGACUUGAGCAUCUCCAACCUGGAAGGGCUUAGGACCAAAUGUGCUACCUCCAACGACCUCACACAAAAAGAAAUCCGGACCCUGGAGAGCAAGCUGGUGAAGUACUUCAGCCGGCAGCUGUCCUGCAAAAAGAAAGUGGCCCUGCAGGAACGCAACGCUGAGCUGGAUGGCUUCCCCCAGCUCCGGCACUGGUUCCGGAUCGUCGAUGUGCGCAAGGAAGUCCUGGAGGAAAUCUCCCCGGGGCAGCUGAGCCUGGAGGACCUCCUAGAGAUGACAGACGAGCAGGUGUGCGAGACAGUGGAGAAGUAUGGAGCUAACCAGGAGGAGUGCGCCCGGCUCAAUGCCUCCCUCUCCUGUCUCAGGAAUGUGCACAUGUCAGGAGGCAACCUUUCCAAACAAGACUGGAUCAUCCAGUGGCCCACCACGGAGCCCGGGAAGGAGAACAAUCCUGUGUGUCCUCCAGAACCCACCCCGUGGAUCCGCACCCACCUCUCCCAGAGCCCCAGAGUCCAGUCCAAGUGUGUCCAGCACUACUGUCACACCAGCCCCACACCUGGGGCCCCUGUGUACACCCAUGUGGACAGGCUCACUGUGGACGCCUACCCAGGCUUGUGCCCGCCACCCCCCCUGGAGUCAGGCCACCGUUCCCUGCCCCCAUCACCCCGGCAGCGGCAUGCAGUCCGCACCCCACCGCACACCCCAAAUAUCGUCACCACGGUGACCCCGCCAGGCACGCCACCCACGAGGAGGAAGAACAAGCUGAAGCCCCCCGGAACCCCGCCACCCUCCUCUCGAAAGCUGAUCCACUUGAUCCCAGGGUUCACGGCCCUGCACCGGAGCAAAUCCCACGAGUUCCAGCUGGGUCACCGCGUGGAUGAGGCCCACACGCCCAAAGCCAAGAAGAAGAGCAAACCCUUGAACCUCAAGAUCCACAGCAGUGUGGGCAGCUGUGAGAACAUCCCUUCUCAGCAGCGCUCGCCGCUGCUGUCCGAGCGCUCCCUGCGCUCCUUCUUCGUGGGACAUGCACCUUUCCUGCCCUCCACCCCACCUGUCCACAGCGAGGCCAACUUCUCUGCAAACACACUGUCAGUGCCGCGCUGGUCCCCACAGAUCCCUCGCAGAGACCUCGGCAACUCCAUCAAGCACAGGUUUUCCACCAAGUACUGGAUGUCUCAAACAUGCACAGUGUGUGGGAAAGGGAUGCUUUUUGGCCUCAAGUGUAAAAACUGCAAGUUAAAGUGCCACAACAAAUGCACCAAAGAAGCCCCACCCUGCCAUCUCCUGAUCAUCCACCGAGGAGACCCAGCAAGGUUAGUCCGGACAGAGUCAGUCCCCUGUGACAUCAACAACCCUGUACGGAAGCCACCCCGGUAUUCGGACCUGCACAUCAGCCAGACACUUCCUAAAACCAACAAAAUCAACAAGGACCACAUCCCUGUCCCUUACCAGCCAGACUCCAGCAGCAACCCCUCCUCCACGACAUCCUCCACGCCCUCCUCACCAGCACCCCCGCUCCCACCCAGUGCCACGCCGCCUUCUCCCCUCCACCCUUCUCCCCAGUGCACCAGGCAGCAGAAGAACUUCAACCUGCCAGCAUCCCACUACUACAAAUACAAGCAGCAAUUCAUCUUCCCAGAUGUGGUGCCAGUGCCAGAGACGCCGACCCGGGCGCCCCAGGUCAUCCUGCAUCCGGUGACCUCGAAUCCAAUCUUGGAAGGAAAUCCAUUACUUCAAAUUGAAGUGGAGCCAACCUCGGAGAAUGAAGAGGGCCACGAUGAAGCCGAGGAGUCAGAGGAUGACUUCGAGGAGAUGAAUCUGUCCCUCCUCUCAGCCCGGAGCUUCCCCCGAAAGGCGAGCCAGACCAGUAUCUUCCUUCAGGAGUGGGACAUCCCCUUCGAGCAGCUGGAGAUUGGCGAGCUCAUCGGAAAGGGCCGCUUUGGGCAGGUGUACCACGGCCGCUGGCAUGGGGAGGUGGCCAUCCGGCUGAUUGACAUUGAGAGGGACAACGAGGACCAGCUGAAGGCCUUCAAGCGGGAGGUGAUGGCCUACAGGCAGACACGGCACGAGAAUGUGGUGCUUUUCAUGGGCGCCUGCAUGAGCCCACCCCACCUGGCCAUCAUCACCAGCCUCUGUAAGGGACGGACACUCUACUCUGUAGUGAGGGAUGCCAAGAUUGUGUUGGAUGUCAACAAAACCAGGCAGAUUGCACAAGAAAUUGUGAAGGGCAUGGGCUACCUGCACGCCAAGGGAAUACUUCACAAGGACCUCAAAUCAAAGAAUGUCUUCUAUGACAAUGGCAAAGUAGUCAUCACAGACUUUGGGCUCUUCAGCAUUUCCGGCGUGCUGCAAGCUGGCAGGAGAGAGGACAAACUGCGCAUCCAGAAUGGCUGGCUGUGCCACCUGGCACCAGAAAUCAUCCGCCAGCUGUCCCCCGACACAGAGGAAGACAAGCUUCCCUUCUCCAAGCACUCUGACGUCUUUGCCCUCGGCACAAUCUGGUACGAACUCCAUGCCAGAGAGUGGCCUUUCAAGACCCAACCAGCAGAGGCCAUAAUCUGGCAGAUGGGCACAGGGAUGAAACCCAACCUCAGCCAGAUCGGCAUGGGAAAAGAAAUCUCGGACAUCCUUCUCUUCUGCUGGGCCUUUGAACAAGAAGAGAGGCCCACCUUCACCAAGCUCAUGGACAUGCUGGAGAAACUGCCAAAGCGAAACCGCCGCCUGUCUCACCCCGGACAUUUCUGGAAGUCUGCAGAGCUGUGACCGUGCGACAGUCAGAUGGCGCUCAGCCACCUCAGCUCCGAAUCACCUCUCUUUCCCUGCUCUGCCCCCUGCCAGCUCAGGAGGCCAGAGGCUCACCGUCAGAGUGUCCCGACCCGGCCAGCCUGGGGGCACUGCACACACGCGCGCAGGGGCUGCCCCGCAUGCACCCCAGACUUGCGCCCUUUUUCUCAGGCAGGGUCAGGAACCCCGAGCUAGGACAGAACUGGAUCAGUCAGGAGGACCAGGCAGGAUUGAUGAGUGAGGCCCAGGGGGAACAGCGUAGACCAGAGAAACACAGGCUGAAAGUAGAGCCCCAGGCUCUGCAGAUGAGGGUAGGAGACAUUGUGGGCAGGCUCAUAGGAGCGUCUGUGUGUGCAUGCAUCACCCUGUGGCCAAGGCUCUGUUUUCUUUCCACCUGGAAAAGCGGGGUCCAGACUGCCCCAAGCCAUGGAGUGUUCCUGGCGGCUUUUGUCUCUGUGGGAAGGAAGCAGAGCAAGCACCAGCUCUGUCCAGGCUUCUUGGCCAAGGUCAAGGUGGGGAGGAAGGGUUGGCAAAAGCUCAUUCCUUUGGAAACAUCUGUUUUCAGAGCCUCCAGCCCGAGGCUACAGUGGUUUGUGUCACCUUUGCAUAUAGCUCCAGAAGGCAGGGGAAGAGUUCUGCCUGACUUUUGAGCUCUGAGUCUCAGGGGUAGCAGUUUCUGGGUUCCGCCUUUGCCUGCUGUUCCACAAAAAUGUCAUCCUGUCUCAUCUCACUCCCCCACCCUCCUUUUACAAUGUGGAAGGCACAGUGGCUUCCCAGCCAAAAUGACUUCCGGGGGUUCCCUAUACCGCCGUCAUUCAUGAUACCCCCUGAAGUCUGGGCUCCGAGGCCCAGGGCUCUGGGGAAGGGGUCGCAGAACAUUCCUUCCCCUCUCUCUCUCUGUGCUGACGCCGUGGAGUUGCUCCACCCACAGUGAUGGAUAUGGGAUGUCACGCACUGGGUUCCAGGGUUGUACAUGUGAUGCCCUAUUUUGAAGGACUUUUCCGCCUCUCACCCUUAGUAAGCUCUUUGAGGAGGUGAGGGAGGGCAGGUGUUUGUAGCCCUGCAUUUUCCACGCUAGCCUGGUUCUGAGUCUCCAAGUGGCCUCCCCGUCAGGAGCCUGUGUUCCCUCACCUAUCUGUGCUGGCUCAGUGUUCGUCCUAUCCCUCCUUUUGUUUAUCUGCUGGGCUGGUGGCUUUUUCUAGGGUCCCCCGUGGUUCUGUGUGAAGGAUGCUGUGAACAGAUUGGAUCGUGUGUACAUUUCCCAAAUCCCUGACCCCACUGAUCUAACUCAACGUAAAAGGGAAAUCCAUUCCCAAGCAGAGCAAUUGCAGAGACAGCUGAGCAGCUGGCAGGAUGCCCAGGGCUGGCCCACUGGCCCUCUGGACUUACUGGGUACCACUGGCCUUGGUCAUCUUGUAGCUGCCACCUUAUCCAGGUGUCUCCCUCCCAGAGAGAGGAACUGAGGCUCAAAACCCUAUCUGUGCUGAGGCUCAAAAUUCAACCAGACAUAUCUAGGGGGAUCUUCCCCACCUUGGGUAGCUCAGACUGGUCCAUGCUCUGUGGACCAAGCCAGGAAGAAUGAUGAGAAAAGUCGUGUUUCCUAAGAGCUGGAUCCCAGGGAGACCCCUGUAUUUCCCCAAGGCCUUUCCAAUAAUGAUCCCACCUGUCUGGCACCCAGGGACUCAAAGCCCCAUAUGGGCAGUUCCUAAAUGGACAUUCCUCUGGGACGUCUAGACAUCUCUGUGGCCCCUGGCUCGGUAUUAGUGUAUCUUGGAGGCAUUUCACAUAUAUUUUCAGGGGCCCCCAGAGCUCUGGUGUUGCUGGGGAUAGCUCUUGUAGGCCAUGUCUCCCCAGCAAACAAGCCCCCUGUGGACCAACCCUCCUCUGGGCCUGGACCUUCCUUGGCUCUGCCUGAAGCCUACUGAGUGCCUGAAAUCCAGCUGCUGACUUCUCUCUCAUCCCAUCAGGAUGCCACAGGUCCACAGAUCAGUCUUUGAGAGGAAGCAACAAAGGGAAGAGGUAGCCAGUGUUCAGCUAUUCUGAAGCUGAAUUGCCCACAAGGACUUGAACCUCCUCUCUUUGCCCCACUCGUUUCCACCUUCUGGGCCACACUGGCCAACCCCAGCCUUCGGCAGGGCCCUGCGAGGUCUCCAAAGGGCGACAUUUCCAUGUGUUCAUGAGCACCUCUUUGGGAUUAGGACCAGAAGUGGAUGACCCAGGGGAAAACCCCAUCCUGACCUUCUCUUCUUGGGGCUUCUCUGCUUUGUAGACCAGGGUUCCUUGGACCUGUCCCUGGGUCCCAUGUCACCUCUUCUUGACUUCUUGUACUUUCUUCUCAUUCCAUGCUCUGUCCCCACCUGCCAAGAUCUCUGCUGCAAUCACCUGGGCACAUCUGGGCGUCCGCCUGGACCCCCUCUCCCACCCCAACUGCAUCACCAUAGCCUGUUAGUGGUCCCUUUAAUUUGCACAAUUUUAAGUCCUGGGAAAACAAAACCGCUUCUUUCCCUGCUGGCCUCAGUCUAUGCAUGGGGUGGGGGGAGGGGCAUACAUUCAUCCAUCCUUUGCAAGGAGAAAGAGAAGAGAGGACACUGUAAAUGUUUCCAUCCUAGCUGCCCCUGUCCUGCAGCUCAGUCUAUACAGUCUACCCGGCAAAAAUAUGUGUGUGUGUUCAGUGACACAAGUCACGCACUUGACAGUGAGUUGUUUCUGUCUGUGCCUUGCAUUCCGCAAAUCCUUCUUUAGACAGGCUGCCUGAGAGAGCUGGUCGACAGGGUAAGAUCCACCCGAAGGCCUUGAGCUCUGAGAGAAACAUCUCUUUCCUUCCUAGGACAUGUGUAGAUUUGCACACUGAAUUCCACCCUUUCCUCCAGGCCACAGGUCUUUCCCAAAAUAAAAAACCCUCUUAUGGGACAUUCUCUGGCCUCCCCAUCCCCAGAGCCAAACUGGAAACCAAGUCAACAUUUAGAUGGGGUUUUUUUUUCUGGUUUUCCUCUUACUGAUCAAAGAGGAAAACCAUCUAAUCUUGCUGUCGAGUUCCCUCCUCUUUCUCACCACAGGCACCUUGACCUCUUCCACCAAUGGAAGCCCUUGAUUGGCAUCAGCAGUCAGAUUCCUGAAUCCAGUAAACUUGGUCCUUCCCCACCUCCAACCCAUAAUUAUACACCACACACCCCAAGCACACACGAAUCCAGACUCCCUUCGCAUCUCAAGCACUGUCCCCACCAUCAGAAGCACGUGGAGGAAAUGGCCAAACUUAGCCCCACAUAAUCACUAUCUUGACAAAUCCAGAGCUGAGAUUCACAAAUUGCAUCCUGAGGGCCACAUCCAGCCCACAAAAUUGUUUUUACCUGUACUUAAUUGGGGCGAAAACUCAAGAAGAAGACUAUCUCAUGACAUGGGGAAAUUCUAUGAAAUUCAAAGUUCUUGUCCCUACAUGGAAUUGCGUUGGGACAGACCUGUUUGUUUGCAUAUUCUCAAUGGCUUUGUGUUACAGUGAUGGAGCUGUUUGCAGCAGAGACAAGGCAGCCCAUGAAGCCUAAAAUAUUUGCAAUCUGGGCCUUGACUCUCUUGGCCAGCCUCUGAUAGAGAAGACUUACAGGAGAAUAAAUUCACUUGUAUAUGGCUCCCAGAGGAGGAACAGCAGCAUGAGAGAUGACUGUCUCACAGUCCUAAGGUACAAGGAGCUCCCAGGGAGGUGACAGCUCCCUCCCUGGGACAGAUGUGAGCAGAUGUUGACCACAUGGCAUGUAUGAUAGGCAGGAAUUCAAGCCCCGGCUGCGUGAACUAGCAGGGCUUUAAGACCCCAUUCCUUUGCUCAGGCUGCCAUGACACUGUACCACACACCAAGUGGUUUGAACAACAGAAAUUUCCUUCAUACAGCUCUUGAGGCUGGAAGUUCCAGAUCAAGGUGUCAGGGUUGCUUCCGGGGCAAGCCUCUCUGCUUGGCUUGCAGACAGCCGCCUUCUCAUUGGGGCUUCACGUCCAUGGCAUCUCCUCCUGUAAGGACUCCACCCUUAUACUGACUUAAGGCCCCAUCCCUCUGGCCUAAUUUACCCUCAUUUAACUCUUUGAAGGCUCUCCUCCAAAUACAGUCCCCUUAGGGAUUGAGACAUAUGAACGUGGCACUGAACACAUUUCAGGCCCUUACAACACCGCUUGGGAUUUCUAAUUCUCUGGAGUUUUGUGGGGGUUUUUUUUUUCACCACUGGGGAUUGAACCCCAGGCCUUUGCACUGACUACAUCCCCAGUCCUUUUUAUUAUUUGUUUCUUUUUCUUUUUGAGACAGAGUCUCGACAAGUCACUAAGUUGCCCAGGCUGGGCUCAAACUUGUGAUUCUUCUGCCUCAGCCCCCCGGAGUGCAGGGAUUACAGGUGUGCACCACCAUGCUUGGCCAAGGAACUGAAGUUAAAGAGCCUUUAGGGGCAACACUCCCAUUCUUGACUUGCUUUCCCACACUGGUCUCAACAUUGCAUCCCCAAACACACCCUCCCUGUCCUUGUGCCCUGUCAUCCUUCACCCACCCAUCCCCCAAGGGCUGGUCUUGUUGCAAGCACGCUAUCAACAUGCCCCAGCCUCACUCCCCUCUGUAUCAGCUUCCCACUGCUGCUAUAACAAAUGCACUGCACAUUGCAUUGUGUGGCCAGACAUAACACAAGUCUAUCCUCUCGAGGUUCUGGAGGCCAGAAGUCCAAAAGCAAAGAUGGGCAGAGCCAUGCCUCUUUAACCCCUGGAAGGGCAGCCUCCCUGCCUUCUCCUUCUAGCGGGUGCUGGCAAACAUUAGCACCCCUCAGCUUGCAUGACAUCACCUUAAUCUUGUCUCCAUCCUUGCAUACCACCCUCCUUGUGGUGUCUUUGUCUAUGUCUUUGUGUCUUUGUCUUCAUGUGGCUGUCAUUUUAUAAGGAUGCCAGUCAUGCUGGAUUAAGGGCCCUCUUCCUAACUAAUUGCAUCCACAGUGACCCUGUGGCAAAUCAGGUCACAUUCUGUAGUCCUGAGGGUUAGGGUUUCUUUUUUCUUUUCUUUGAAGGGGUGGCUGGGAGAAGAACCUGCUCUCCAGAGCUUUCUCUUGUACCUUGGUAGGUCACCUUGGGCCCCCCAUGACAGACCCUAGGUCUCCCAGAUCCUAGAUCCCCCAGUAUCCCUGGGACACAAGGCUCAGGCCACUGCUGUUUACUUCUCAAGCCCCUCCCGAAGGACACUUCCCAUCACUGAGUCCCAGCAGCUUCAGAUUUCAGCUCCUUGUGGGAAGGUGGGUGGCCUGUGUGUGGGUGGCUCAUCUGCAGAGGGACAGUCACUUGAGGGCAUGUCAUGGCAUAGCCUAAAGGUGUUGGUGAUGUGUGUCUGAUUUUGUUUAUACUCUCUCUCGGGGGCAGAGGAGUGACCUUGGGGAGUUGGGCUUUUGUUCCUUCCUUCUUGGGCUUUGCCUGGGAAGUUUUCUGGCAGGCUCCUGAGGACAUUCUUCCUGGGCUUCAGUGUCACCUCAUCCAUCCCAGCUGCCUUCACCUGCACCCACUUGUAAGGGAACUGUCCUGCUCUCCAAGGGAACGAGAAGUUAUGAAUAUCAGGCUGGGCCCCAGAAUGUGGAAGCAACCUUGGAACUCUUUCCUCUGGUCAGUGCAUCUGAUUAGUUACUGACUCCUUCUUGAGCCCUGUGAUCCAUACCAAUUCUUAGUUACCUGCUAAAUGGGGACAGGAAGCUGGGGACAGGAGGCUGGUGGAAGACUGAGAUCCUCCUGACCUCCCGACUUGUCUUUGUGCCAGCUCCUAGCACAGUGCCUGGAACAUAGUAGGUGCUCAAUAGAUGUUUCCAGAACGCAGAGAGGGUCAGGUGCUGGGUAAGAGCAUGGGCUGGACGUAGGAGGCCACAGGGCUCUGUUGGCAGGGCUUGGUGGUGUUGAAGUUCCAUCUCUGUUGUGGAUGCCAUGUCUCCUUUUCAAAUGUAUUUGCCAGGAUUAACAAGUGUGACUUGUGUGGUCCCAUGGAUCAGGGGUCUGAGACAUCUGGAAGGCAGAGUAACUUUCCAGCUCUAAUAGUUGCUUUUCACUGAAUGCUUACCAUGUGCUGGGCCUGUGGAACCUCAUGACAGUCCUGGUAGGCAGGUACCUAUGUCCCCAUUUUGAUGGAACAACAGGGCUAGAGACAUAAACCAACCCGCAAAGUUGUAGAGCCAACAUUUUAAAAAUGAGUCUGUAGGCUCUUCCAUUCCUAAGAACUCACCCGUGUUGAAUGCUCCGUGCCACCCACAGGGAUGUCACAGUCCCUGCCUCCAAGACUGAUUCCCAGCUAGUAACCUACAGAGAGAGAGGAGAAACAGGAGAUCAUGGAAGGGAGGGUGCAGGGUGCCCACUUGUGUUCCCAGACUGCCAGGCUGCCAGCAGUCGCCCAGAUUUUCAGGAAAUGCGUGUCUGCCAGCAGCCUCCUCCUCCAAGCAGCCCACACUUUCCACCCCACCCUCUCCCCCUCCUGCACUUGACAUUUAACUGCGGUCCUGGGUUCCCAGGGGACUGACCAAUGAGAGGACUUCCCUCCUGGGUGGGAAGGGUCCUUCCUUUCAGAUCAGUGGGAUCAUUCAGCCCUUUCCUAACACCCAAAAUAUGACGGACUCAUCUUGUGGGCUUGAGAUGAAUGUGUCCCUCCACUGAGGCCUGAGCUGGAGGAAAUGGCUUUGCCUACAGUGUGCCUGGUUUACAUAAGACCUUGUUUACUAUCUAUGCCCCAUAGACUUAUACUUCCAUGGAUGACUAGAUGGCCAUUCUGUUACUGAAAGGACCCUGGGACAAAUAUGCAUAGGAAAUGCUUGGGUAAAACAAGAUGAAACUUGUUUUUUGGCUGCAGGAUUUGUCAGAGCUUUAAAGACACUAUUGUGUGGUUGAAUUUCUAAAAAGCCAAUAAUCCCUUUGUGCAAGCCUUUUCAAGCUGGUUUCUGAAUCCCCAACAAGGACAACCUGUGUGAGUUCAGCUUAAUUUCUUAAUUGGUGCUCAAGAAGCAAGUGUCAGUGUUCUGGCCCACAAAAACAAGCAGUUGAUCACCAGCAUUUAGAGACCACCUGCUUAAAGAGAGUAAAGGUAUCUGGGCCUCAUCCAUCCCUGACUCCCCAGAGGGUAGCGUGUGAGAAAUACCCCAGAGUUGAUCCAAGGUGCACCCUGGAAGAAAGAUGGAGGUGAGAGUCAUUGGCCACAGCUGAUCUUCCAUUCACUACUGGUAGGAAAAGCAGAGUCCCAGGGGAAGGCUAAAGAGGGCAAAUAUAUAACAUUUCUGCUCCUGCUGCCACAGCCUGUGCUCCAAGCAGACAUCACUGAUUGAUCACAGCACACCUUUCCACUGAUCACAGACCCAGCCAUGGGAAAUGAGAGUUGCCACUCAAGAAGGACACAUGUGACCAUCCCUGAACUCAUGCUCCCGUCCCUAUAUAGCAGCAGAGUCUGAGGACCAGACAGGACAGGUAAACUCCUCCCCAGUCAGGUCCUUUCUAAGGGAUAGAGGUUGGUUUAGAACUCAGGCCUCAGAAACUUCCAGAAGCCUAGUCCUUCGGGCUGUUAUUUGUACACAGUCCAUCAGGGCCUCACAGAAGAUUCAGUGAGGGAACUUGGAAAAUGCAGAAAGACUCUAUUCCUAAGACCCUGCAUCUGAUCCUAUUUGGUAAUCUGCCCGCAGCUUGGAGAGAAUCAUUUAUUCUCCAGGAUGGCUUCCCAGAAGGUCUGAAUGUACCUCCAGCCACAUAGCAGCUGGGCUGGGAGCCUGACAUACGUGGCCCCUGAGGAAAGAUGGCGUCGUAGGCACAGCGGGCAGGGCAGGGGCUCUUUUCUUCUGAGGCAGUUUGUGAAAGUUCUGUAGUUCAGCCUGGGCUUCUGGGAAGUCAGGAUAUGCUGCACAGAUUGUUGAGGGAAAGGAAUCUGACUCUUUACUCUUCGUUUUCUUCCCUGUGUGCAAAGUUCAGAAUCCAGUUUUCAUCCACAUAGCUUCUGGGGUCGUAGUGGACCACUGGCUUCACUUUGGAGUUCUCAAAAUACCUCUGACAACCAGCUUAGUGGCCAUGAGGACGACUUGUGCUGUCUUUCCAUUUCCUUCCUCCCUUUGCACACCCCAAACCUCCUGCCUGAUGAAAUCUCCCCCGGACUGCGAGUGAGGAGAAAGUCACACAAUAGUAGAGAUGAAAAAUAGCUGCCAUGUAUUUAGCUUAAAUUAGCUCAAAAGAACAGCCCCCUCCCUCCACAGAGUAGGCAGCAAUUGUUUAUGGCAACGUGCUAUUUGCAUUGUGGCUUCUUAGAUUUGAAAGUCUAAUGAUUAAAUACAAAUCUUAGUUUUUCUUUCUUCUUACAACUUAAAAAAAAAACAAUACCAGCUUGGCUAGUUCUUCUCUUUUAAAAAUACCCUGAACUUCUGUGCUAGAGGGAGGGUUUGAGACACACUGGAGACAGGACACUGGAGAGAAAUUGUGGUCUGCAAUAACCAGAGUAGUGGGCGAUGUACUGGUAUGGGUGGGAGGGAGCUCUGUGUCCUCAUGCGGAUGGCAGUGUCCAAGGUGAGAGUUCUGUGGGUGUAUUUCUCUUGCAGCCAUUCAUUCAUUGGGUGAUUUAGUAAGUACCUACUCUGAAUUCAGUGAUGAGUGAUACAAAGCCUCUGAGGCUCAGAGCCUGAGGCGGGAGAGAGAUAAGAAACAGCCAACCACAAAUGUACACAUUUGCAAUGCACAUAGAUCUACAAAAAGAAAACUCAUAAGAGGACAGUGGGAAAGGGGGUCUGCUGGCCAAGUCUUUGGGAAGAGGUGACAUUUAAAUGAAGAUCUAAAGAAAGAGAACGAGGAAGGGAUGAUGAUUGUAAGCCAGGAUUUCACAACCUCAGCACCGUUGACCCAGGGCCCAGAUAUUUCUCUAUGGCGGGGACUGUCUUGGUCAUUGUAGGAUAUCGAACAGCAACCCUGGCCAUCAUCUUUCCAAUGCUAGUGGCCUCCCCUGUCCCCUGUGUGACAUCCAGACCCAUGUGCAGACAUUGCCUGAGGUCCUUGGGUUGUCUCUUUGGCCACACUACUAGGACUGGAAUCCAGCGAUGUGCCACCUGCAGCUUUGGAGAAAGAGGAAAACUCAAAGAGGGGGCACCUGGAGUGAGGAGGGCACCAAGCUCCAUAGUGUGAGGGCCACAUCAGCCAGGAGAAUGUGGCUACAGCAAGGGCCAAGUCCCCCAGGCAUCACCCCCAACAUGGGCAUCCUAGGAAGGAACUCUUCUUAGUCAACUCAAACCCUAAGACGUGUGCUAGGCAACCAUAGUGCUGCUCUCUGGAGCUCCUCAGGGACGUUUCCCCAGCUUCCCCAGGAAGGAGAGCCCCUAGAUAGUUCAGAGCCUUUCCCACCUUCUUACCAAUUUCCAGUUAGCUAUGGAGAAGAAAUUCAGCCCAGGCCACCAGCACUGCCUCCGGUGGAGAUAAAGCCACAAAAUACACCAUCUGGACCAGAUGUACAGCUCCAUCCUCUCCCACGUGGCUGACCUGGAGGUGGAGGCAGGUGGUGGGUGUGGGUCAUCUCUAAAGGCCCUGCUGUGACACCCCUAGAAUCAGACCCCAGAGGAGUCAGUGGGCCCAAGACUGGGGGUAGGGGGAGCUGGGUAUUGAAAGGGCUGGGCUUGGAAAGUUGCUUUGGGAACUGGGGACAGCCAAGCCCCUUCCAAGAAGGAGGCUGGUCGGCUGGAGCCCUGAUGAGGCCAACCUCUCCCUCCCCUCCCCAGCCUGCCCCAGGUAGGGUACUGGACAAUUAACACUUAUGUGCAUCUUGGACAAUUAAUGCAAUGCAUUGGUCCUCGCAAUCCUAGCCGUUUCCUUCUUUAUUUUUCUACCUGUAUUGCAAAUAAUACCACUAGAAUAAUUUUUUAAAUGGGUACAUAUGAACUUGUGUAAGUUCAAGAAACUGCUAUGUAGCUACAGUGUAGACACCAGGGUACUCCAAUGUACUUGUCCCAGGACCUCCACCCUGGUCCCCUAGCCCCACCCCCAAUCAGCCUCCUGAGGAGAGCUGCGUGGUCCCUGUAAGGCCGGGUAGCACUGGCCGAAUGGGCCCACAGAGAAGGGGACACAGCUAGUGUGGGUGCCUUCGGCUAAGCCCAAGCACAAUCAUGAGGUGCAUGCAUCUCUUUCCCACCUCUCCUUCCUCCUCCCAGCAGUCAUUUCUUGCCAGUUUGGUCACCAGGAAUAAAUCCUCCUAAAGCCCCCAGCCUCAGGGCCCAGACCCUGGGUGCCCCAUCGUAUUUCAGGCCCAGUGUCUCAUCCCACUUCUUCUCAUCCCACUGCUGCCCUUGACCAGCCCCCAACAGCUGGCCCGAGUCCCAAGAGGGAUGCCUGUGGGCCCUGGUCUCUUAGUCCCACCCUAGCUCCUUUCGUUGGCCUGUUGGUGCAUGGAAGAACACUAAGAAAAUCUUCCCCAUGUUCCAAAAGCGAAUGUCCCCAGCCACAAUUACUGCGUCAUCUGCAGAGCCCAGCACCAAGCAACCCCAUCCCUUCCCCAAGACUUAAUUUCAUGGAGUCAAUCAAUACAUGGUGAUUAAGUGCCUCGUGUGGAGCUAGGAAAAUGCAGAAGGAAGGGGUCCCUUGCCUUCAGGGUCCCUGGGCCCAGAGCUCCAGUUAGAGGAGCUUCAGUGGGAUUAUCAAGCCCCUAAGGAGCUCCCAUCCUCCAGAAAAAGGCCCUUGAGGAAGCCUUUUCCGAGGAGGAGACUUCUGAACAUCAUGUGAAAUGUGAGCAGAAUAGAAAUGGAAAGUAGGGAACAAUGUGCCAGGUGGAAGGAACAGCCUAUGUGCAGACUCAAGGACAAGAGCAGCAUUUAUUGACAUUUGCUGUUCCCUGCUUUCCCCAAGCUAGAUGCUGAGCCCUGGAAGUCUCCAUCCCCAAGUGGAAAAUGCCCAGGUCCAGACCUGGAGGCCUUGCCUUCUCUCCCCAGCGUGCUCUGAUGUCUACUCUUAGCCUCUUAGCCUCAGUGCCCUGGGUGGCAGAUGUCCAAGGGAGGGUUGGGACGAUUCCUAGGCCAUCUGAGAUAUUCUCUGCAUCUCUCGGUGGCCCUGCCAGCUGCUCUUUGACACCCACACCUACAUCUGCAUGAUGGAGGCUGUGUGACUGUUUUCUGGUGCCCUGUGUUACUUGUGCUGUCCGGGCACAUCCUUGCUAGAGCGGGUCUGCCACCAGCCCUACUUUCUGAAGCUCUUUCUCCUCUGUCGCUUCCUGUGUCAGCUUGUGACCUGCCUGAGUUCCCUGAGACCCACACAUCUGUCUUGCCACACUGGAAAGACCCCCACCCACCCCACAGUGUCACCAUGGUCCCUUUCCUGGACCCUUUGUGUUUGUCUGUGCUGGGCCACUGGAGGGCUGAGGUCAAGGACAUGCAGGAACACAGAAAUGGUCCCCACACACAAACGGUCUUGCUAGUCUGUUUUAGAAGUGGCUAAAAAAGACCCAGGAGUCAUCGUGAGCCGCUGGCCAAGUCUGCAGUACAGCCUGAGGCAGGGGAGGAUGUAUCAACUCUCAAUGGAAUAGGGGACCUGCUGUUCCUUUAGAUCUGCAUCAGAGCUUGAAGGAUUGGAAACAGAGCCUUCACGGACUCCAGGGCGUGUGUGGUUUCUGUGAAUUAGCCAGGCUUGUUUACCUGUUUGAACUUGACUCAGCUCACAAUUCCCAAGCCUCUCCCUGGUGUGGACAAUGAUCUCACCAACAACUUCUCAGCAUCUGCAGCACCUUUAGCGUAGUCCUUGGAUUCUUUUGGUUUCUGUGCACUUAGUAUACCGCUAACCUUCGAGUUUGCUCAGGACAGUAAAUGAAAAAAUGAAUGUCGGCAGCAUCACACAAUACCAGGCGCACAGUAGGUGCUCAAAAUAAGUGUGGCUUCUCAAUCACCCAACUGAAUCUCUCCUCCACCCCAAAUCCCAUCCUGAAAAACCAGGGGACCAGAAGAGACAGGCGGUGGGUGUUACCCAUUGGCUUAAUGGAGCAUGGGGAGAGAUGCUGGGUCUCAUAAGGACGACCCCACCCCAGCUCAGCAUCUGUAAGGCGAGGCUCUGUCUUAGGGAACUGGGGAGUCCUGGUGACACCACCCCUGCCCUCAACACCCUCACAGAAGCAGGGCUUUUCUCAUGCAGGCUCCAAGGGGAGAACUUGCAGGUUCAGUGGGACAGACAGGGCUGGUGCAGCCAGGUGAGUGCCUUGCUCAGGGCAGGGCCAGGCAGACCUGCGCCCCCACAAGGGUGGUCCCUGUGCCCACCUCCCAUUCCUCUCUCCUGAUCUCCGAUCUUUCGCCAGGGUCCGCUCCACAGACUUAUCGCAUGAUUCAUUUGGUUGAUUACUCUUGAAGUUACCGACCUUAGAAAAUUCCUCAAUUGUAAAAAGGCUUUCUCUCUGUGUAAAUGAUGCUGUUACCUUUUUCUAUACACAAAGUAUAUAUACCUAUAAAUAUUAUACAUAUAUAUUAUAUAUAUAAAGACUGAUUCUUGUACAGACCCAUGAGGACCGAUGGUCCACUUUGUUGUCUCCAUGUCUGUCUGUGCUGACUGUCGCAGAAUGAGCUGAUGUAUGAAACCCAUUCCACAUUUCCCUUCUGGGGCUGCUUCUUUCCUCUUUCUUUUCCCUUUGUAACUCUGUCUCUCUGGGUCUCUGUCUCUCUUUCUCACUCACUUGUUGCCAAUGUCUCGCUGCUGAGAAAGAAUAUUUGAUUCAAUGCCAUCCAGGAAGGGAGAGCCGGAUGGAGGGAGGGAGGGUCCACUGUAUAUAUUUGUACAGACUCAUUUAUAAAGUUUUCUACACUUCUCAAAAAAGUAUUUCUAUCUUGGGCUGUUGGACAGUUUGUGAGCCUCUGAGCCGGCAAGCCUAUUGUUUCUUGUGUUUAGUGCAAUGUUUAGUGAGAAUCCAAUGUCUGAAUUAUUUAUGCCAAUAAAGAAUUUGAGAAUUACUGCAUCACAC
Heterocephalus glaber (naked mole-rat) is the source of this 16484-nucleotide messenger RNA. Lineage: Eukaryota; Metazoa; Chordata; Mammalia; Rodentia; Bathyergidae. The record is from RefSeq and is a predicted model, not a curated record.